Molecule: messenger RNA, 363 nt
Organism: Hibiscus syriacus
Lineage: Eukaryota; Viridiplantae; Streptophyta; Magnoliopsida; Malvales; Malvaceae
Product: non-specific lipid-transfer protein 1-like
Exons: 1
Coding region: 1-363 (120 amino acids)
Biological process (GO): lipid transport
Cellular component (GO): membrane
Molecular function (GO): lipid binding
Source: RefSeq, a predicted model, not a curated record
AUGGAACCUUCGGCAGCGUAUCCGGCCAACCGGAACUUACCGGGUGGCCGAGCCCUUCUGGAGGAGGCGGAUAUUCCAGAUGAAACCCGAUUUUCAUGUCUCGAUGUCGCUACCUUACUAUCGCCUUGCUGGAGCUUCCUAAAGGCCGGAGGUUCGCCGACGUCGGAAUGUUGUAUAGGUGCUGAAAACAUUGCCGACUUAACAAAUUCCAAGCAAGAUGAACGUAAACUAUGCGACUGCCUUAAAGGAGAAUUGCCAAAGAUUGGGCCAUAUGACCCUAAUAGACUGCCCCUACUAGAACAGAAAUGCGAUAUUGAGUUUUAUAUUCCUCCCAUUACCGCCACUACAGAUUGUUCCAAGUAA